Messenger RNA from Saprolegnia parasitica CBS 223.65, 1719 nucleotides. RefSeq lists its product as hypothetical. Bases 1 to 1719 code for a protein of 572 amino acids. Gene Ontology annotation, molecular function: transferase activity; nucleic acid binding; ATP binding. The record is from RefSeq and is a predicted model, not a curated record. The transcript is spliced from 6 exons. NCBI's taxonomy places the organism in Eukaryota, Oomycota, Saprolegniomycetes, Saprolegniales, Saprolegniaceae. Gene Ontology annotation, cellular component: nucleus.
AUGGCGACGACGACCGAGGUGCACUGGUCCAAGACCGAGUAUGGCCUGGACCUGGACCCGACGCUCUGCAAGAACCUCGAGGCCUCGGGCAUUCACUCGUUCUUUCCGAUCCAGCACAUUACGAUCCCCAAGAUCCUCGCCACGGGCUACACCAAGGACCUCUGCAUCAACGCGCCGACGGGCAGCGGCAAGACCAUGGUCUACUGCCUUCCGAUCGUGCAGCGCCUUGUGAACCGCGUCUUUCGCCGGCUCCGCGCCGUCGUGAUCGUGCCCAGUCGCGAUCUCGUCGUGCAAGUCAAGAAGGUGCUCGACGGCCUCGUGCUCGGCACCCCAUUGACGGUCGGCGUGGCCAUGGGCCAGUCCAACUUUACGGCCGAGCAGCGGACGCUCACGGAUGCGAAGGGCAACAGCCUCGUCGACAUCCUCGUUGCGACGCCCGGUCGUCUCGUGGACCACCUCGAGCAAACGCCGGGCUUUACGCUCCAGCACGUGCAGUUUGUCGUCGUCGACGAGGCCGAUCGCCUCCUGAACCAGUCGUACCAGGACUGGAUCACAAAGCUGUACAACAGCAUCUACGUCACCGAGUCGUCGCUCGAGAACUUGAACCGAGGGACGGCGCUGCACCCGGCGACGAUUCGCCGGCCGGACGGCAAGAACCCGCACCGCAUCCGCAUCCCGCUCAUCCGCAUUCUGCUCUCGGCGACGCUGACGCGCAACCCGCGCAAGCUCGCGGCCAUCGGCAUGCCCCACGCCGAGCUCGUCACGGUCAACGAGGAGCUCAACGUCGCGUCCGAGUCCAAAGUCAACCUCUUUGCGACGCCCGCCAACCUCGAGGAAGGCAUGGUCGAGUGCGAGGCCGCCGAGAAGCCGCUCGUGCUCCUCGAGCUCCUCCACAGCUUUGGCGACCAGCUCACGAUCAUCUUUACGUCGUCGAUCAACGCGACGCAUCGUCUCUGCCGCCUCCUCCAGCUGUAUGCAACCAACCCCGAAAGCGUCCGCGAGUACUCGAGUACGCUCAACCAGAAGCAGCGGUCGCAGCUCGUGCAAGCCUGCCACCGCGGAACGAUCAAGAUCGUCGUGUGCUCGGACGCCAUGGCGCGUGGUAUGGACAUUGCACACGUCGAGAACGUCGUCAACUACGACGUUCCGCCCUACAUCAAGACGUACAUCCAUCGUGUCGGUCGUACGGCGCGUGCGGGCCGCGCGGGCCGCGCCGUGACGCUGGUCAAGAAGGGCCAAACCAAGGGCCUCUCGCGCAUGCUGGCCAAGGCCGAGAAGGCGCCGCUGCCCGUGUAUCCCGUCGACGCCGAGCACAUGCAGACGCUCGUGCCCCGGUACACGGUCUGCCUGGCCUCACUCAAGGAGACGCUUGCCAAGGAGAAGGCGGGGCACCUCGGCCUCACCACCGGUAUCAGCGUUGUUGUGGGUACCGGCGUCAUCGUUGGCACCGUCGUCAUCGUUGGCACCGUCGUCAUCGUUGGCACCGGCGUCGUCGUGGGCACCGGCGUCGUCGUUGGCACCUGCGUCGUCUCGUCGUCGUGGGUGCCGGUGAUCGCGACGGAAGGGCUGUCGGGCGUCGCGUUGACGGUCGUGGUGUUUUCGGACGGACUGUCGUUGGCCUGCGUCGGUGUCGACGCAUUCGAUGGUACGGUGAUGGCUGGCGUCGGAGCAAUGGUCGAUGCGUUCGGGGCGAGCGUCGAUGCAUUGGGCGGGAAGUGA